AUGGCUAACCGGAAGGCCAACAGGCUCUUGCUGCUUGCGAUUAUUUCGAUGGCCUUGGUGCAUCACUUGAAGGAUUCAGCCCCAGUGACUUUCUGUGGCACGCAGCAAUCGCACCGGCGCCUUUCCGCAGUCCGAGCCUGGCCUCUCGGGCGCAAGGCGUCAGCUGUUGCUCCAAAUCAGAACAUGACCGCUAUGGACACGGAUCAAGUGGCCGACUGGGUUGUCUCCUUGGGAGACCCGAUCAAACAAUAUGCACCAACCUUUCGCGACAAUGGUGUUAAUGGGAACCUUCUCAAAGAAUUGACGGAUGACGACCUUGAAGACAUGGGAGUCGAGAAGCCCAUGCAUCGCAAGAACAUUCUUGUGAACCGUGAGGCUCUCCUGGCAGAUGGCUUUAACGAGACGCUGCACGGCCAGCGGCACUUGGAGAGUGCGUUUGAGAUUCAAGGGCCAGCAUCGCUGGAGCUUCAGCCCCAGCGCUUUGCGCAAUCCGCGCUGGACAGCCUGAAAAGGUCGGGAACACCUGCAGGAGUGAACCUUCGUGCUGUGACCAGGCAAAUGGAUGGCCUCCUCUGUGGCCAGCAGGAGGCAACAAAUCUGAUGGAAGCGGUGGAAGCGAUGAACCACUUGACUUUUCACCGCACAGCUCAUGUGCCUGGAGGGAGUCGUGUCAGGGAAGAGAUUCAGUCAGAUCUGCAAGUGGUAUCGGAGGCGAAGAUUGCAGCACGGGAGAAGAGCAUCGUGACACAUGCCAAGAACAUGCAACUUGCAGCCGCUGUGGACCGGUUUUGCAGAUCAUGCAGGAGUUCUCCAAGCGAUGCCAGCAUGAAGCAAGCAGGAACUGAGCUCGAGCGAGUGUUCCUACAGUGGAAGGGUGCAAUGCUACGAUUGGCUGAUGCAGAUGCCGCUCACAAUGAGGACUUGAUUCAGCGCACCUCUGCUCGAUUUCAGUCCCAAACCCCGGGCGGGGCUGCUGUGCAGGCCAGCAUACAGGCUUUCUCUGAGGUUAUGCAAGAGUUGCAUCAAGCCGCGGAGAAGUGCAGCCGCAUUUACAACUUGGACGACCCAGACGUGCGACUCGCUCUUGAAGCUCGAGCAGGUGGGUUGGUUGACACAAUCCAAGCAGAACAGACGAAGCUUGAACAGCGUCAAGGGCGCCGAGACGAGGUGCAGAAGCAACUUCUAGAACAGGAAACAGAGCUAGCUCAGCUUGGAAAGCUUCGCAGGCAGCAGGUGAACCAGACGAAGCAGAUUCGGGAUUGGCACAUCAAGCGCUUUUGGCGAUGGGGCCCACGGGGAUGGGAAGGUGAGAUGGAGACCUACGAAGAGCAAGCUCGAGGAGACCGUGAGCUCAUGAAAGGGGACGAGCAAGCUGUUGUCCAGAAGUGUGCCGAGCUCAAGGGUGACCUGUCUCAACUCGAGAAGGACAUUGAGAAUCAAGAGAAGCACCUGGCCAAGCUUGGGAUGAUGAAUUCUCCAACAACCUGGGAGAAUGUCCUGCAGGCCCAAAACCUUCCGGCGCUGGAGGCCGAGGUAAAGGAGAAGGAGGAGAAGCGGAAGUUGAUUGCGGACCAGCUUCGGCAAGCAAUGGUAGAUACGGGAGUUGUGGAUCCUGACCAGGCCGCCCAAAUCAUCACCCAGCAUGAGACAUCGAAGAUCCUUCUCUCCGAGACAACCGCCAAGUCUCAGGAGGCAGCUGCCCGCACACAGGAGUUUGUAGCUCAAAUGGAAGACUUGGUGCUGGUUGGCCUCAACGCGUCAGAAGUCUUAAUGCCCGAAAUCCUUGAAGAGCUGAAAUCCCUCGCGCAGUGCACAGUACUCCUUAGUGAGCUGCACGAAGAUCACAUGCAGCAUCUAGGAAAGAAGAAAGGGGAAGUGCUGAGUAGAGUUGCAGCUUCUGUUGCCGCUUUCAGGCUGCAGGACCAAAUGUCAUUGACAGAUUGA
Symbiodinium natans is the source of this 1944-nucleotide messenger RNA. The record is from the annotation of a GenBank genome assembly. Lineage: Eukaryota; Dinophyceae; Suessiales; Symbiodiniaceae.